This is a messenger RNA of Durusdinium trenchii, 3798 nucleotides long. The record is from the annotation of a GenBank genome assembly. NCBI's taxonomy places the organism in Eukaryota, Dinophyceae, Suessiales, Symbiodiniaceae.
CAGGCUGAAAGACUUGGAAUCGUUGAGCUUGGCCCAAAACCAACUGAGCGGCCCCAUUCCCGCGGAGCUGAGUGAGCUGAAGAGCUUGACGUCGCUGGACCUGUCGGAGAACCGCCUGACGGGCCCUUUGGAUGCGGGACUUGGGAGCUUGGCGCACUUGGAAAAGAUGGUGCUUACCCGCAACCAGCUGACGGGUCCGAUUCCACCUGAGCUCGGGCAGCUGAUGCGCUUACACGAGCUUGGACUCUCCGAAAAUCAGCUGACGGGUCGCAUUCCGGGCGAACUUGGCCGACUGAAGAACUUGGAAAGCCUCUCGCUGGGCCAAAACCAACUGACAGGAGAGAUCCCACAUGAACUGCGUCUACUCAAACGCUUGGAAUUGUUGGAUCUGUCGGAGAACCAGCUGAGUGGUGCACUUCCCGCGGAACUGGGUGAGCUCGAACACUUGGAUUUGUUUGCAGCCCAUGGAAACCAGCUGAGUGGUGCAAUUCCUGCCGCGCUAGGCAAGUUGCAGAAACUAAGAAACCUUUAUUUGAACCAAAACCAAUUCACGGGUGAGAUUCCACCUGAAUUUGGCCAAUUCAAAGUGAUGGAAUCACUGUCCGUUUCCAGGAAUCUUUUGACUGGUGAGAUUCCCCGCGAACUUGGCCAACUCGACAACCUGCAGGAACUCUUCCUCUAUUCAAACCGCUUCACUACAAUCUCAGUCGCAUUCAACUCGUCUGCUUUGAGACUCCUUGAUGCCAGUCGAAACCAUCUCAGAGGUGUUCUUGGGAUGCAACUCAUGACGCCAAAACUCCAAAUAUUGGAUUUGAGCCACAACAAGUUAGCUGGAGAGAUUUCCAGCAUUACAGAUUAUUUUUGUGCAUUAAAUCCCAGAGGCGGAGUCUUGCAAGAGCUGCGCUUGAAUCACAACAAACUCACAGGUCAACUACCGCCGUGCCUCAUGAAGUUUGAGAACUUGACUUUUCUAGCUCUCAAUGACAAUCGUUUCACUGGAACUUUGCCCGAAAUUGAAGCAUUAGAGCUUGCGGUCUUGACCCUGCACAGGAAUGGUUUUACGGGUUUUCUUCCAAAGACCUUGUACAGUCUGAGGCACCUUGGAGUUUUGACGCUUCAUGAAAACUCGAUCGGAGGAAGCAUUGAUGGCCUCAAUUUGAGUGUCCCGUGCCUGGAUAACUCCAGGUUCAGAUUAUUUGAGAUCAUGACCUGCCAAGAUUGCUUUGCGGUUGCUGUGCACUUAACAAGCAAUCAACUUCGACAAGCAGAAGCCAACUGCCCCAAACUCUUCAACACCUGCCCCACCACAGGUCUGGUAAAUGUCACCUUGCACCGGAAUCGCUUCUCGUGUGCCAUUCCGAACAGUAUUAGCAACAUGGACGUUUCUGGCUUAGUGAUGAUGGGCAACAUGCUCGGGGAUGGAAGCCCUUUGAAUGCUCCUUGGAUCUCGAAGGAAGAACAUCAACCCUUCCUCUACUAUUCUCCCAAUAUCUGGAAGUCCAAUGUGUUCAUCUUGACUGGUUUGUCCUUGAUGAUGACCAUUCUUCUUGUGUGCCAGCUCAUGCUUCAAAGAAGACUUCAAGAGCUGUCCCGAAGAUUAGACUUGGACGCCAGAGCGCGCGUGGUUUCAUCAAGCUUGGCACUGAUAAAGGCUGCAGUGUUCGCCUUCCUAUUGGCCAGUCCACUUCUGUUGAUCUUCUAUUUCGGUGGCAAAUACUACAACUGCAACCCGCCCCUGUUGCAAAUAACAGCUGCAGAUUUCUAUGCAGAGCCGUUGAUGGAGCUUGGUGUCAUCAUCUGCUGGUGCUCGAUGCAGCUGUUUUUUUGUAGCAUCUCGGCCGACAUUCCGAAGCCUACUUGCCAGAAGCCCAAGCGCGUCUUCAGUUGCAAAAGGAAGCUUGCCAGACUUGCAGUGUGGAGCAUUUGGAUCUGCAUCGUAAGCCUUUUGUCCCUGCCAUCGAUUUUCUACACUUUUGCCCAGUCGACGCCGGCAGAGAACGCAUGGGAACUCGAUGACAACAUGUUGAAGUUCUUCCACAAAACUGCUGCAGUGCAAGCUGUCAUCAUUGAUAUGGUGCUGGCCGUCCCAAUCUCCAGCAAGUUUUCGAAGCUCACUGGAGUCAAAGCAGACCGAUUGCUGAUGACCUUCCGGUUGUUUUCCGCGUGGCUUUUGGCCCUGCUCGUUACGACCGCUUUGAACGAGAACUGCUUGGGUGGCUGGAAGCUAGCGUGGAGAGUGUGCCGACAAGGAUCAGUGGAGCACAACAAAUUCAACUGGAGGAUCUAUGACGAAGAGAUCUUGAACACCUCCCGAGACCUUUGCAAACUCAGCGAGACUUGGUGGUUUGAUGGCCGAUGCAGCCGCGCCAUCGUGGGGAGCUUGACCCCAUUUCUCUUACAAAAGCUCUUGACGCGGAGUACAUUGCAACCCUUGGUCUUGUGGUUCUUGUGGCACUUCUCUCGAUUGGAACCUCCUGGAGACCCACGAGAAGGGCAACAUCGGAGGGUGUUUGGCGUUUGGCCCAAAACGACCAAAUCUCUGCUGCCCUUGCAACAAAUGGCAUUGCUCACAACACAGAUGGAACUUUUGAUGUUUUGGUCACCCUACGUUCCUUUACUUUGCCUGGGCAUUCUGGCUGCAGCCGUCACGAACCUAUUGAUGUUUGACCUCGGUACUCGCGUCUACCAUGUGGAACUCCCUUCAGACGUGGUCAACGAGGGUGCUGCAUUGUCAGCCUCAUACUUGCGGCUUGCAUUGAGAGCCGGAUCGCUGUUCCAGCUUUGGCAUGCAUUUAGCACCCAGAUGUUUGGACGAUAUUUGUUGCUGGCCGUUCAUCUGGCAGUCCUGGGACCCUGGGCGAAGUGCUUUCUGCCCGUGAGCUUUGUGAAGCGACGUCUUUGGAGCUUAACUGAAAGCACUGAGGCGCAACUGAUUGAACUCACACGGAUGGAGAGUAUCUUCGUUCCCGCUGCGCACUGAUGGAAAGCAACAAAAAACACGCUUCUGAACAUGUCUUGCACGCCUUAGAAGCGAGCUUAUGUGAAGUGUCCUUCGAGCGUACGACCUCUCACCUUGGACGUGGAGAUGCUCGUGAGUUGCAAAAGCAACGCCGUUUCUUCUUUUGACACGCGGUUUCAGUGACGGGCCCAGCGAUGGACGAUGAAUGUGGCGCUCCAGUCUGAAGAUCCUGGUACGGUCCUGCUGGUGAAAGAUGGUGAAAGGGAAGCGGCUGGCCAAACACGUCGUGUGUUUUUUUGCAAACACUUUUGGGGAGCCAACAUGUUUUUGCACUGGCCCAUUUUCGUUGUAGGACCGCGCAGAUUUGGGCGGUGAUUUGGUCAAUCGAGGUAUCAUUCCGUGGGUCUUCAGAGAACAGAAGCUCCCAACGGGAUUUUAACGCAGAAGCUCCCACACACCAAGCGGACGGACUGUCGUGUUGAAGGUUUUCCAAGUCGUUUCACGUGUUGUGCACGUGAACAGUGAACAGGAACCGUCCGUGAACAUGUUCCGACGUCUGCCCUGGCGCUCUGCCCCCAUCCGUGGUGGGGAACAACUGAACCCUCCAAACGUGGACUGGAGACUGGAGACCCGUUUUGGCCGGUACGGGAAAGCCGGUCCAAAAGAAGCUCUAUAGUUCUGUCCUGGAACAGAAGCUAGGUAUCAUCUCAUUUCGCAUCAGAGACGCUGGCGCCAAGAAUGGAUGUGUUUGUGUGUUUUUUGGAGUGAAUCAAACCCAAAGGCUUCGCAAAGACCCGGGGAGGCGACUCUUUUGUGUGUCCAACAGAAAGCUUCCCCUA